UUGGACUUAUUCAAGUAUGUUCAGUUUACUCAAGGACUGAUAUCGGAAGCUUCCUCUCUAUAUAAGAUCUUGGACAGGAUCAGCUUUCUUUCACAAGGCUGUCUUCUUACUGGAAGCCUCAUAAUUCUGCAAGAAUGAAAACCUUCUUGGCCUGCCUUCUUGUUCUUUCUGUUAGCGUGACAGCGUCCAAUGCUUCCUGCUAUGUUCUGCCAUUGAAUCCAGUGAAGCGUGGUGAUGAGAUUAUAGGCAGCUAUGACAUGAAGGGAGAGCCACAUGAAUUCAAUUCUCAAUGGAAGACUGAAGACUGCUUAGAGUGCUCCUGUUCAAAGUUUGGGAUCAGCUGCUGCACCACCUAUGCAAGACCAGUUAAUUUUGACGAAGAGAAAUGCGUAAGCAUAUUCAACAAUACUGCCUGUGCUUAUGAAGUAGUGGAGAAAGCCGAUCACUCAAAAACAUGCGAAGUACAUGAGUGGGUGGGCUAACAAAGGAGAGGCAUGGAUUUGGGGAAGAUAUCCUCUUUUCAUUUCAAGGGUUCUCUCUCACAAAUUUUAAAAAAAGCUGAAGAAUGCAACCGUAGAGUAAAGUCUACUCAGAAGAUUCCUAACUGAUAAAACAGAACCUAAGCACAUAAGAUUCCCUCCGUUUCUCUGCCUUCUGCUUCUCUGUGCGCAAAAACUAAUUUAUUACUUCCUAGAUAUCCAGAAUUAAAGCUGACCUUAAGCAUCAGCAGCAGCUGAUGAUUUUAAUUUUUCUUUCAUUGCACUUCAGUGCCAAGGAGUACAUUCUGUUACCCACACACAGCUAUAUUUUAAGGCUAAAAGUAAAGCUAGAUGAAGCAC
This is a messenger RNA of Meleagris gallopavo (turkey), 839 nucleotides long. RefSeq names its product beta-microseminoprotein-like. The record is from RefSeq and is a predicted model, not a curated record. Lineage: Eukaryota; Metazoa; Chordata; Aves; Galliformes; Phasianidae.